AGGCAAUCCACACACUCUUAAGUCUUAAUACGGAGCAUCUCAUGCCGUACGAGUAAAAUUAUUCAGAUCUGACCGAGGAACUGGGAAACUCAGCCCCGCAGAGAGGACCGACUCAUCGACAUCGACAUCGACAUCGACGAACCGUCACGAACACCAAGUCGCCGACGGCCGACGCAGCGGCGCUUGGACGCCCUAUCCAUCCUCAGUGGUCAGCGGCCUCAGCCUUCUGGUGCGCUGCACGCGGCACGCCUGCCGCCUAGCUUCUCUUCUUCUGCUUCCAGUUUCAGGCCCUGCGUUUCUACACUUUUGCCCCUUCAGGCUUCUCAGGAGUUCUGGAGACUGGUUUAGUAAGUUAUUCUGUCUAUAUGAUCAGCACUUCAAUGUUGCCAGAGGGUUAGUGCAGUUAUGGCUUGCGUGAAGGCUGUCACUCAUCUUAAGGGUAAAUUACUAACUUUUUUAUGGUAGUCUGUGCCAUUAUCUCAUACUGGGUGUUAUCUGGGUGUUGAGCUGCUUGAAUGUAGAGACUCUGCAGAUAUUGCUCGAACGAAGCAGUGACUUGCCUCCUCCUGCCCCACCCAUAAGUGGAAUGUUUGAACCCAUUGAGAUAUCACCGGCUGUGUUCCCACAUCAUUCAUUUCCUGAUCAAGCUUUGUCGCCGAUGUACCCUUCUUUUCCUACCACAUAUAGUCCCAUCUUGAGCGGAAGAUGCCUUGUAAAUUUCUCUAUGAUUUCAAACAUAACAGAAAAAACAGCGUCUGAUUGUACCGCACCCCUCUCAAAAGUAGUAAGAAAUGUUAUAUGCUGCCCACAAUUCAAUAGCUUGCUUCACAUAUUUCAGGGCUUCUACAGUUCCAGUUCUAACACUUUAGUUUUACAAAAUGCUGUCGCUGAUGAUUGUUUUAAAGAUAUCAUCAGCAUAUUAGCCAGUAGAGGGGCAAAUGGAUCCGUAUCUACAAUGUGCUCUACCAACUCAUUGAAUCUUACUGGAGGAUCUUGCCCCGUGAAAGAUAUAGCUACUUUUGAGAAGGUGGUGAAUACCAGCAAGUUGUUGGAGUCUUGCAUCACAAUUGAUUCUCUUAAGGAGUGUUGCAGGCCGAUUUGCCAGCGUGCAAUUUCAGAGGCUUCACUUCAAAUCUAUGGGAUAAAACCAAAUCAAUCAAAUAUGGUUGAUAAUAAGAAUUUAAUAGAAUCCCCGGGAAAGUUUGAUAGCCUUGAUGAUUGCAAAGGAGUUGUGCAUUCAUGGCUUGCCAGGAACUUGCCUUUUGAAGAUGCAAAUAAAAUAUUUCGAUUACUAUCUUCAUGCAAAGUUAACAAAGUUUGCCCUUUACAUUUCAAGCAACCAUCUGAAGUGAUAAAAGAAUGUCGAAACUUAGCAGCACCGGGUUCAUCAUGUUGUAGCUCACUGAACUCAUACAUUGCUGAUAUACAAAAACAAAUGUUGAUUACUAAUCGACAGGCGAUAAUGUGUGCAACUCUAUUGGGAUCAAUGUUACAGAAGGGGGGAGUGAUGACAAAUGUGUACGAGCUUUGUGAUAUUGAUUUAAAAGAUUUUAGCCUUCAAGCAUAUGGUGGACAAGAAGGGUGCCUGCUUCGAAGCUUGCCUACAGAUAUGGUAUACGACAACUCAGCAGGUUUCAGCUUUAACUGUGACUUGAAUGAUGAUACUGCAGCUCUAUGGCCUUCAUCAUCAUCUGGUACAUUCUCCUUUUGUGCACCUGAGAUGUCCUUACCAGCAUUACCGACAUCUUCAGAAGCUGGCAGGCUACCGAAUGAUGCUGGAUAUUGCUGUGUUGUUUCUUUCUUUAUUUAUUUCCAAGUUGUCAUGAGAUUUAGCUUUUGAGUAUUGGGCCCUAUUUGGAAUGAAGUAUAGGAAGUCAUAGAUGAUGAACUAUUGGAAGAUCUCAUGUAUAUUUUUACAUAUUUUCAUGUAUGUAUAGCUUUUUAUGUUAUCCACUCCUAGAAGUAGUUUUUUUAAAUGAGUGUCUAAAGAUGCAAGUUGGUGCAAAAGGCUAUCUUUGUAUGCAGACUUGAAGCAAACUUGAAGCAAUUAGUGGGCGUUUGGUUCACAGAACGUUUUAUUUCCACAAUUCCACUUAGAAUGAGAUUGGCUGGGGUGUGUAUAUGUUUUGCUUGGUUACCCUACAAGGAAUAUUUUAGAUGGAUAACAGUGUCAUGUAUAAAUAAUAAAGUACGAUUUUUGGCAAUUAUUUGUGAUACGUUUUAUGUAUAAAAUUGUCUUUUACAAUUGCACACUAUAUCGUUAUUUA
Messenger RNA from Cuscuta europaea, 2267 nucleotides. The record is from the annotation of a GenBank genome assembly. Lineage: Eukaryota; Viridiplantae; Streptophyta; Magnoliopsida; Solanales; Convolvulaceae.